UAUUAAGGCAAUGUACUGAAGGAGGAACACUUCCCUGAGAGCCACCGACGGCCUGAUUUUAUCAGGAAACCUAAUCUGUGAGAGUCCAACUCCGAAGAAAAGUGAGACCAGUAGAGCACAAGUUUGUUCCUGAGAAGCACUGUAUAAAAUCACACCAUCGUGUUUCUGGCUACUUCGUGCCGACGGCCAUUUUAAAUAACGCAAAUUGAAAACGUCUUAUGUUUUGCUUGAGAACAAGUGACAAAUUUUCGGUCAGUAAUCGUUGUCUUUGAGAUCAGCACAACACCCGAGAAUGUCCUCGACCAGAGACUAUACCCGGGCUGAAAUCAGCGAUACAACAACAAACGUUCCUUUGCUAAGCGAAGAUUCUUGGGAAGAUGGACCCAGCGACCCAGUUUUGCUCAUUAACGACACAGUCGAAGAUCAUCCCUCGGUUCGUUUCUCCGUCUCCUCGGCGGAAAAUGGCUCAAAUUUUAACUCCCCGUGCAAGCUUUCAAAGACCACAGCCCUUGUAGGGAUCAUUGCUGCGCUCAUCGUGAUUUGCAUCGUGUUAUCUGCGUUGCUGUCAAGACAUAAACAAGAGGAGGUCGUGGUACCCUCACACCAGAGUACUGUGUGUGUUACCGAGGGUUGUAUAGACGCAGCUUUUCACAUGUUUCACGCACUAAACCGAUCCGUUAAACCAUGCGACGAUUUUUACGAAUAUGCCUGCGGAGGUUGGUUGCAGAAUCACCCAAUUCCUGAGAGCAAAUCUUUCUGGGGGAUUUAUUCAGCUUUGCAGGAAGACAAUGAAAGGCUUCUACGCCAAUUGUUAGCUACACCAACGAGGUCACCAACCAUGAAGAAGGCCAAGACUUUUUACGAUUCCUGUAUGAACAUGACAUCAAUCAACAAAAUGGGGGCAAAGCCACUGCUUGAUAUAAUUGAUGACCUUGGUGGAUGGAGCAUAACGUCGCCAGAUUGGAACAAAACAAAAUUCGAGUUUAGCAAAACCCUAAAAAUAGUUCAAAGGAAGUAUUCAGUUUCCGCCUUUUUCGGCGUAGAUGUUGAUGCAGAUGAUAAAAAUUCUUCAAAAAACAUUAUUAAGGUUGAUCAAAAUGGACUGGCAUUAUCUCGAACAUACUACCUUAGCAACUUAACUGAUCCGAAACUGGUUGCCUACUUGAAGUAUAUGACUACUAUUGGUGUUUUACUGGGAGGGGAGGAGAAUGAAACAAGAAGGCAGAUGCAAGAGGUUUUAGAGUUUGAAAUUAAAUUGGCAAAGAUUUUUGUGCCUCAUGAAAACAGAAGCCAGAUUGACGAGAUUUACAACAAAACAAAUAUCAAGAACCUCACAGAGCUUUGUCCGCAGAUCAGCUGGCUUGAUUUCUUCAAGAAUCAUUUCAAAGACAUUCCUGACAUUAAAAAUGAGGAAGAGGUUGUGGUGUAUGCCACACGAUAUCUUGCGGCUUUGUCACCAGUGAUAAAGAAUGCAUCAGACAUGUUGCUGAAUAAUUACUUGGUGUGGCAAGUUGUUCAUUCAUUUGCACCCUUGCUAUCAGAGAAAUUCCGUGAUGCUCAUGAAGAUCUGAUCAAAGUAUUAACAGGCUCCACAAGAUCGGAAGACUUGUGGAAGAAGUGCAUGGCAAACACGGAUGGAGCCAUAGGGAUGGCUUUGGGAAAGCUAUUUGUGGAUAAGGUCUUUGAUGAAACCAGCAAACAACAGGCCACUGAGAUGGUUGAUGCUGUGCGUAAUGCAUUUAAGAAAGGUCUUCCAUCUCUUGAGUGGAUGGAUGAAAAGACACGCAAGGCAGCAGAAGACAAGGCAGAUGCAGUGGUAGACAUGAUUGGAUUUCCAGACUACUUCAAAGAUCCACAAAAACUUGAAGAGAAGUACAAGGGGCUUAAUUUCGACCCCAAGAAUUACUUUCAGAACAUGCGCAAUUCCGAUGACUUCCAUCUGUCCAAGACCCUGCAUAUGCUUCGAAAGCCUGUUGACAAACAUAAGUGGUAUAUGACUCCACAAACUGUAAAUGCUUACUAUAGUCCAUCCAGGAACCAGAUUGUAUUCCCAGCAGGAAUUUUGCAAGCUCCAUAUUACAACAGGAAAUUCCCAAAGGUCGUCAACUUUGGAGAAAUUGGAGCUGUGGUGGGCCAUGAACUUACUCAUGCCUUUGACAAUUCAGGUCGCAUGUAUGAUAAGUAUGGAAAUUAUGGAACCCUGUGGUGGACUCAAAAAUCUGUGGAACAGUAUGAGAAGAGAAGUGCAUGUAUGAUAGACCAGUAUUCACAAUUUUCUUACUUUAACAAAAAAGUGAAAGGCAAAGUUACCCUGGGAGAAAACAUAGCUGAUAAUGGAGGCUUAAAGUCUGCUUACAAUGCUUAUAAGGAGUGGGAAAAGAAAGAAGGAGUAGAACCUCCCCUUCCUCUCCUAAACAUGACGGCAGAUCAAACAUUCUUCACUGCAUUUGCACAGAGCUGGUGUGCAAACAUAAGAGAGCAGGUUGCGAUUGUCAGGCUUGAUUCUGACUCCCACUCACCUGAUAAAUUCAGGGUCCUGGGUUCACUGUCUAACUCAGAAGAUUUUGCUGCAGCCUUCAAAUGUGAUCUUGGAAGCAAAAUGAACCCUAAGAAAAAAUGUCACAUUUGGUAGAGAAACUAAUUCUCUUGAACCUACCUUAACCUUUUUCACUAUAACGUCAGUAUGUAUAUUCUCCAUACUGUUCUUUAUGCAUUUCUUCAGGUGCUGACAAGGAGAAUUUGUUUGGCAAUCAAAGGCUUCUAUAAUUGGUGAUCAUUUCCUUUAUUUUUUGUGGCCUUUAUAUUUAACUUGGUGGGUGAUAUUGCAAGGCGAUAUUAGAUGAUAACCACUCUCAAGGAUUAAAGGAUUAACAGAGAAUUUCUUAAAUAUUGGAGUUGCGGUAAAUUCUAUUGACCCUUUAACUCCAAGAUCUCAUUAGUAAUUCUCCUUACUGUCUGUCAUAUAGUUCUUUUGAUGUUAGUUUGGAGAAUUUGGUAUUAGAUCAACUAAUAAUCCCCUGGUUAAUAUUUUUCUUUAUUCUCAUCACUUGUCUGCUUGAUAUUGUAUCAAUAUUGUGAGGAGAAAUUUUGUCUUGGUCACUCAUGGGAGUUAAAGGGUUAAAAAAAGGUUACCAUUUUCUGGCAGACUACCGAUUCCAACCACUCCUUUAAACUUUUUUAUUUAUUCAGUUUCAGUUCAAUCAAAUUUCAUUCAAUUUUCAGUGUUAAUUUCAUUCAAUUUUCAGUGUUAAUUUCAUUUAAUUUCAAGUGUUAAAUACCUUAACCAAGGUUUUUUCAGAAGUCCUGCCAAUGACUUAAAAUGUUGUGAUGAUAACUUAUUUAAAUUAUUCAUAGUAACUACUAGAAGUACUAUUAGAGUUAUUUUCAGUGUGGAAGAAGUUUUGACAUUUGCUCAUUGUCAGAGCAAAGGAAAAUGUAAUUGUAAUUAUAUGUACCAAGUAGGUAGUGUUUAUUUAAUUUUAAAAUACCCAUUUAUGUGGGUAGAGUUUCCCUAGACAUAACCUCAUGUUCAUGAGGAUGAUGUGAGAAGAGAAAGGCAUAUUGAUUAUUUUGGUCAAUAAAGGUACAGCUGUCUUGUACAGAAGAGGAGUUUUGGUAAAAUAUUUCUUUUGUGUUGUUUUGUUUUUUAUUUUCAUUUUGAUUAGGAAAAUAGGGCGAUGAGAAAAUGUAAUAACACAAAAGAGAUGUAAUGCUAUAGUAGGGUCAAAUUUUAUCAUUAAUAUUUUGUAAAUUUUUUUUUGAAGUUCUCAAGUUUAUUUUCUGGCAAAGAGUAAGAUGCCACAUGCACCACUCACCUGGGGGGUAUGGGGGCAUGCUUACACAGAAAAUUGUGAAAAAAAUGAAGCAGCUAAGACAUGCAGCAAGAAUUUCCACUGUUGGAAAGUGUUUAAGGCGAGUACAAAAGUAAAGAGGGGUGAAUUACAUUUAGAAGGAUAAUCAUGUUAAACUUUAUAAGUACUUAACUGAAUCAGCAGUUUGCCAUCUCAAAAUCAACAGUUUAAACCAGAAACCUAUGAUGAUAGUUUCAAUGUGCAAGUGUAUGAUUGAAUUUAUUUUUGUGAAACUCCAGAGCUCUGCAUACUGUAUUAAUAUCGCAUACUGUAUUAGUUUGGUUACUUAACAGUGCUACAGUACACUUUGUUAAGACAACUGAAUUUCAACAUUAAAAUUGUUCAAUAACUUGUAAAUGUUAAGGUGCAAGAUAUUUUCAUUAUGUAUGUUAAAAUACACACACUUAUAAAUAUAUCUAUAAGUCUCAGAUAUAUAAACAAUGGCCUUCAUUUGAUUCCAAAAUAUGCACGGAUAGUUGUCUUCAGAAAGCAAAGUUUGAGGAAAACUGUGAGAUUCAAGGAACAAAUAUUGUUUACAGACAAAUAAACAAGGAUAUUUUUGUGCCAAAUGGAGGCUAUUGUGUUUAUUAUCCUUCAAAUAUUUUUCAACAUGUGGGAAAAAAAUUUUUACCAACAGCUUAACGUUUACUGCAUUAGAUUUUCACUUUUCAAUGUUCUCUGGUAUAACUUUGUGAACAAAUAGAUCCUGUCUUCUGUAACAACCUGAAAGCACUCUCUCACUGUCAAUUAAAUUUUACAGGAAAACUUAUCAUAGUUGAAAAUAAGGUUUAAAGUUAGGGAAUAUCACUUGGGUGAUAUCACUCAGAUAUUCUCCAGUUUUAGCUAGGGCAUAUACGGUCAUGUGAUGCAUUAAGACUAAUGGCAUACAAGCAAAAUAUUUGAUGGAUUAUAAUAAAAGUAAACUGUUUUAAAGGUAAAAUAAAAUUCAGC
Messenger RNA from Pocillopora verrucosa, 4802 nucleotides. RefSeq names its product endothelin-converting enzyme homolog. Lineage: Eukaryota; Metazoa; Cnidaria; Anthozoa; Scleractinia; Pocilloporidae. Gene Ontology annotation, cellular component: plasma membrane. Gene Ontology annotation, molecular function: metalloendopeptidase activity. The record is from RefSeq and is a predicted model, not a curated record. Gene Ontology annotation, biological process: protein processing.